AAGCGUCAAUAAAAUGUAUUCCGCGCAUUCUGAUGUAUGGGAUUCACGAAUUUAUGAAAUACUUUAUUUAGUCAUCUUUAUUUUCCUGUUCUGUGAUCUGGCGAUGGCGGAAAACGUUCGACGUUCAGCAUCUUAUGAUAUUUUAAAUGACGAACAAAAAAAGAUCUUGAAGGAUUAUUAUGAUCGAGGAAUGAUUUCAACAGCAGCUAGUAUGAGGGAUGUCAUCCAAGAAGCUGCGAACCAAGGUAAUAUCACGUUUGAAAGAGUCAAGAAAUGAAUUGGGAAUGAAAAGCAGUCCAGAAAAAGAAAAGCCAGCUCUCAUCAAGAUGAGGAGUUAAGACUGUGCCCUUUAAAGCGUAGAACUACAGCAUAUAAUCUUUUUUGCUCACAUAUGCUGAACUCAGAGGAAUGCAAGCAGCUGAGCUCUAAUUCUGAGAGGUUGAAGUUAGCUGUAGACCACUGGAACUUGUUAGGGGCAGAGGAACGUGUGAUUUGGGCAGAAAGAGCAAAGGCUGUUCAAAGCAAUUACAUUCAUGACUUGACACUUAAGCAGCGCACAAACCAAGUAAAAAAAGGGAAAAAGCAGCUUUUGUCACAGCUUACUUACUUAGAAAGUCUUGGUUGUGAAGCAGUUGUUUUAUUCUUGGAGCUUGGUGAUUCUUGUCUUCAACAGUUUGGAACAGAAAAAGGAAUCAACUUUUUGAAUAAAAAUGAAAAAUUGGUGUCAAUUUCGUUGAGUAUUUGGUUUUUUUCUGAAACUUGUGGGUCUUGGAAUACCAGUGCAUUAUUUCUCAAGCAUUAG
Molecule: messenger RNA, 802 nt
Organism: Xenia sp. Carnegie-2017
Lineage: Eukaryota; Metazoa; Cnidaria; Anthozoa; Malacalcyonacea; Xeniidae
Exons: 5
Coding region: 392-802 (136 amino acids)
Source: RefSeq, a predicted model, not a curated record